AUGCGUCAUGAACCUAUUUGUGUUGUUACUGACCAAUAUCCAGCUGUCAAGAUUGCAGUUGCUCGUGUGUUUGGUACAUCAAAACAUAGAUUCUGCAUGUGGCAUAUAAUGUGCAAGGUUGGUGAGAAGGUUGGACCGGUUUUAGCUAAGGACGAGGUGUUUAGAAGGAAGUUGAAUGGCAUUGUUUGGAACAAAUCUAGAGAUUCCAAAGCUUUUGAGGAUUUAUGGAGUCGUAUUAUAGAGGAAUAUGGUUUGGUUGAUAACGGAUUUGUUAGGACAACGUCUCGAUCAGAGUCUCAAAAUAGUUUUUUUGGCAGUUUCUCUAAUGGUUAUUCUAGUUUGGUUGAGUUUUUGGUGCAUUUUGAUAGUGCUAUUAGUGCACAACGACAUGCACAAGCAAAAUUGACUGCUGACUCUGAAUCUUGUUUUCCUGUUUUGAACACUCCAUUGGCGCUGGAGAAGCAUGCAAUGGAUGUGUAUACCAUUUAUGUAUUUUAUGAUUUGAAAGUAGAGAUUUGUGAAUGUUGUUUUUCUUGUCGAGUGGUGUCUUUGUGUGAUUGUGAUGAUCGUGGACUUGAGAGAAUUCCUUCUAUGUAUUUGGUGUCUCGAUGGACAAAGGGUGCUUGUUUGAAGCCAAUAUUUGAUAUUGAUGAUACGGUUGUUGAUCAAUCGGCUAAAGUGGAUAAUGUUAGGGUGCUUACUAAUCUAAUGUGUUUUUUUCUCAAAGAUGGGUGUGAGGAUGACAAUGGGGUAGCUCGUAGCAGCAAGGAAAGUGUGAUUAAAUCAUUUUGUGGUGAUGUGUCUCAGGGGUCAACAGUGGAGGUGCGUGAUCCAAUUAAAGCUAAGAACAAGGGCAGCGGGAAGCGGAUGAAGAGUGCAAGGGAGAAAGCUGCGAAUAAGUGUGUAAAGCAAUCAAGGAAAUGCCAUAGUUGUGAUGAAUAUGGUCAUAGUAGUUGGACGUGCCCAUUAAAUGGCUAG
Molecule: messenger RNA, 978 nt
Organism: Ipomoea nil (Japanese morning glory)
Lineage: Eukaryota; Viridiplantae; Streptophyta; Magnoliopsida; Solanales; Convolvulaceae
Product: protein FAR1-RELATED SEQUENCE 5-like
Exons: 4
Coding region: 1-978 (325 amino acids)
Biological process (GO): regulation of DNA-templated transcription
Source: RefSeq, a predicted model, not a curated record